UGUCUUGUUCACCGUUGGUUUUUCAUAGUUCGCACCGCCAGCGUGGUAAACGUCAAUGCCAAGACGGUCUUAUAUUUUAAACGUAAAUAGCACAUCCAUACGCUAAAAUGGACUUUUUCAACAAAAAAGUGAGUGUUAUGAAGGUUGCCGCUGCUGUCCUGCUGUGUUUCUCUCUCUCAAGUCCAGUAAAAGCGACAUGGGAGUACAGCACCCACGAAGCCGGCAUCGACUUCGUGCCGUACCGUCACAAGCGGGACGCGCCGAUCCCGCCCGCCGUCCCGGAGCCAACGCCGACCGCGCCGAAGGCCGCCGCGCCGACGCCAACUAACGCCACGCUCGAGGACACCAAUAGGACCACUAAUCUUACUGCGCAGACUUCCACCACCGCCCUUACAACCCCAGUGUCCGUCACGCAGAUCCCACUGCUGGGCGUCAACGGCUCCGGGAUAUACAAGGGGAACACCUCGGUACCCAAAGUCAGCGACCCCAUACUGGCCGAUGACAAUAUAACUACUACUAAUUUCGAGCAUCAAGCGGACGUUAUUGAAGCUCAGAAGAAUAUCAGCAAUUUGACUUACGACAACUACGUGUUCUACAACAGCACGUUCAUAGGCAACGUGACCUUCUUCCAAGAGCACUGGGCGAACAUCACCAAGUCGAAGCCGGACAUUCACGCGGUGCUCAGCAACUCGCACAGGCGAGCUACGACCCUGAAGCUGUCAUUCCCGUUCCCCUUCUACGGCCACCCGCUGCACAACAUCACCGUGGCCACCGGAGGCUUUCUCUACACCGGGGAACACGUGCACAACUGGCUCGCUGCCACUCAGUACAUCGCUCCUCUCAUGGCCAACUUCGACACCACACUCACUGUGGACAGCUGCGUCAAGAUGUUUGACGAUGGCGAGAAAUUCACCGCCCUGUGGGAGAACGUCAACCUCCGCGAGGACAAAACAAAGAACUUCACGUUCGCCGCCACACUGUACAAGAACGGGGACAUUACGUUCGCGUACAAGGACAUCCCGAUCCCGGUGCAGCUGAUCAACGACAACGAGCAUCCGGUCAAAGUGGGCAUCUCCGACGCCUACCUCACCGACCGCAUGAUGUUCUACGUCCGAAGGAAGACAAUCUACGAAUACCACCGCGUCACGUACAAGGGUCACAAUAUCACGAGUAACACUCUCCUCAAGAUGAUCGCCCUGCCCACCUGCCUCCAGUACAACACCUGCGAGGAGUGCACCAACCACGAGACAGAAUUCAACUGCUCUUGGUGCGAGGCGCUCAAGAAAUGCUCCAGUGGAACUGAUAGGAACAAACAGGACUGGGUACUACGAGCCUGCGACAAGACUCAGAUAGUGAACGCCAGCCAGUGCCCGGCCAGCCCAAGUCUGCAGCCCAACGGCACCGACGUCACGGGCACUGUUUACGUCACCGACGGCCAGCCCAGCCGCCACGAGGCCGUCAUCAACACGCAGCCAGAAGUGGUCCCGUCCGGUCAGCCGGUGAAAGCGCCGGCGCCGUUGGCCCCCGCCGGCAGCUCCCCGGUCGGCGCUGCCGUCUCGGCCAUCGCCAUCAUCGCGCUGGUGGCAGCCCUGGCUGCGUGGGUCCUGUACGCCUUCAAGAACCCUCAUACCAGGAGCGGCCAGCUCCUCAUCAAGUACCGACCAUCGCAAUGGAGCUGGCGACGAGGCGAAGCACGCUACACCGCCGCCACCAUACACAUGUAAACGAUCGACGUCACCAAAGGUACCCUAGAUACUGUCAAAGACAGCCAGAAAGUACCCUAAGCAUCAUUAGGCAGCUAUAAGGUACCAUAGACAUCGUCAAAGGCAGUGAGAAAGGUACCUUAGAUAUUUUCAAAGAUAGCCAGACCCAGAAGGUACCCUAAAUAUUGUAAAUGGCAGCCAAAAUGUACCCUAGACACCUUCAAAGACCAUAUAGUACCCUAGACAUUGUCAAAGGCAGCCAAAAUGUACACUACACAUCUUCAGAGGCCAUACGGUACCCGAGAUAGUCAAAGGCAGCCAGAAGGUACCCUAGGUAUUAUCCGAAGCAGCUAUAAGGUACCAUAGACAUUGUCAAAGCAGCCGAAAAGUACCCUAAAUAUCUUCAAAGGCAGCCAGAAGGUACUAUAGACAUUGUCAAAGCAUUCCUAAGGUACACUAGACAAGGGUACCUUAGACGUUAGUGAUCUUAUUAAACACCGUCCAUGUGUAUUGUGUAGUUAUUGAAACACCAAACGUAAUCUCUGGGAAAUAUCAAUUCGGUUUUAUCUGUGAAGGUCUUAACUUUAGGAUGACCAUGGACCAUUACAUUACUACUAUAUCGUCACUACUUUUAAAAAAUCUCGUAUCUCACGCUGUUCCUCAAAGUUAAAACGCAGUAAGUCUAUAUGCAUUCCAUACAUACUUACUACAAUUUUCUUUUCAUUGACAGACGAAGAUACAAGUUUUUUUAAAAGUAGUGACGAUAUAUACUUAUACAUGUAAACGUUCCAAAUA
Messenger RNA from Leguminivora glycinivorella, 2498 nucleotides. Its product is annotated as plexin domain-containing protein 2. Bases 108 to 1724 code for a protein of 538 amino acids. The transcript has 13 exons. Lineage: Eukaryota; Metazoa; Arthropoda; Insecta; Lepidoptera; Tortricidae. The record is from RefSeq and is a predicted model, not a curated record.